UCCGCCGGAGUUCGCGGCUGGACCUCCGGCUCCUGGCAGCGCUGGCCGAGAUGCUGCUCCUGUCCCUGCUGCGGGCGGCUCGGCCUCUGCCACGAUGUGGUCAGCUGGUGAGGACGGCCACACGGUGCCAGCACAGUGAGGCGGCCCGGACCCAGGCUGGAGAAGCCUCCAGGGGCUGGACGGGCCAGGAGAGCCUGUCGGACAGUGACCCCGAGAUGUGGGAGCUGCUGCAGAGGGAGAAGGACAGACAGUGUCGUGGCCUGGAGCUCAUCGCCUCGGAGAACUUCUGCAGUCGAGCCGCACUGGAGGCCCUGGGGUCCUGUCUGAACAACAAGUACUCGGAGGGCUAUCCUGGCAAGAGAUAUUAUGGGGGCGCAGAGGUCGUGGAUGAAAUCGAGCUGCUGUGCCAGUGCCGGGCCUUGGAGGCCUUUGACCUGGACCCCGCGCGGUGGGGGGUCAACGUGCAGCCCUACUCGGGGUCCCCGGCCAACCUGGCCGCCUACACAGCCCUGCUGCAGCCGCACGACCGCAUCAUGGGGCUGGACUUGCCCGACGGGGGCCACCUCACGCACGGCUACAUGUCUGACGUCAAGCGGGUCUCGGCCACCUCCAUCUUCUUCGAGUCCAUGCCCUACAGGCUGGACCCCCAGACCGGCCUCAUCGACUACGACCAGCUGGCGCUGACCGCCCGGCUCUUCCGCCCGAGGGUCAUCAUCGCCGGCACCAGCGCCUACGCGCGCCUCAUCGACUACGCCCGCAUGCGGGAGGUGUGUGAUGAGGUCAGGGCGCACCUGCUGGCAGACAUGGCCCACAUCAGUGGCCUGGUGGCGGCCAAGGUGAUACCCUCGCCCUUCGAGCACGCGGACGUGGUCACCACCACCACCCACAAGACCCUGCGGGGCGCCAGGUCAGGACUCAUCUUCUACCGGAAGGGGGUGCAGGCUGUGGACCCUAAGACUGGCCGCGAGAUCCCUUACACGUUCGAGGACCGAAUCAACUUUGCUGUGUUCCCCUCCCUGCAGGGGGGCCCCCACAACCACGCCAUUGCGGCCGUGGCCGUGGCCCUGAAGCAGGCCUCCACCCCCAUGUUCCGCGAGUACUCGCUGCAGGUUCUGAAGAACGCGAGGGCCAUGGCCGACGCCCUGCUGGAGCGCGGCUACUCGCUGGUGUCUGGUGGCACCGACAACCACCUGGUGCUCGUGGACCUGCGGCCCAAGGGCCUGGACGGCGCGCGGGCCGAGCGGGUGCUGGAGCUGGUGUCCAUCACGGCCAACAAGAACACGUGUCCCGGAGACCGAAGCGCCGUCACCCCCGGGGGCCUGCGGCUGGGGGCCCCGGCCUUGACCUCUCGGCAGUUCCGCGAGGAUGACUUCCGCAGAGUCGUGCAGUUUAUAGACGAAGGCGUCAGCAUUGGCUUGAAGGUCAAGAGCAGGACCGGUGAGUGA
This is a messenger RNA of Condylura cristata (star-nosed mole), 1445 nucleotides long. It is a transcript of the gene SHMT2, whose product is annotated as serine hydroxymethyltransferase 2 (mitochondrial). Gene Ontology annotation, cellular component: nucleus; mitochondrial matrix; cytosol. The record is from RefSeq and is a predicted model, not a curated record. The transcript has 11 exons. Gene Ontology annotation, molecular function: mRNA 5'-UTR binding; cobalt ion binding; serine binding. Lineage: Eukaryota; Metazoa; Chordata; Mammalia; Eulipotyphla; Talpidae. Gene Ontology annotation, biological process: protein homotetramerization; response to type I interferon; folic acid metabolic process. The coding region runs from base 51 to 1445 and encodes 464 amino acids.